This is a messenger RNA of Danio rerio (zebrafish), 1434 nucleotides long. RefSeq names its product heterogeneous nuclear ribonucleoprotein A0, like (gene hnrnpa0l). Gene Ontology annotation, molecular function: RNA binding; nucleic acid binding. NCBI's taxonomy places the organism in Eukaryota, Metazoa, Chordata, Actinopteri, Cypriniformes, Danionidae. The record is from RefSeq and is marked validated.
AAACGCGUUGCUUUCUUUCUUCCGUCGAGCGUGAUCCACCAGUACGUCCAUUGUGAGAAAAUGACUAACCAACUCUGUAAACUCUUCGUCGGCGGCUUGAACGUCCAAACAACCGAUGAAGGCUUGCGGGCACAUUUCGAGCAAUAUGGACAGCUAACCGACUGCGUGGUGGUGAUGAACCAGCCGCUACAGCGCUCCAGGUGCUUCGGCUUUGUAACAUACUCGAGCACCGAGGAAGCGGACGCCGCCAUGUCUGCUAGGCCUCAUAUCGUAGACGGCAACAACGUGGAUCUGAAGCGAGCGGUGGCCCGGGAAGACGCCGGUAAACCGGAGAUGCUCGCUAAGGUCAAGAAAAUAUUCGUUGGUGGACUGAAAGACGACAUCGAGGACGAACACCUUCAAGAUUAUUUCUCACAGUUUGGGCCCAUCGAGAAGGCGCAGGUCAUAACCGACAAAGACACCGGGAAGAAGCGAGGCUUCGGCUUUGUUUACUUCGACGACAACGAUUCUGCCGACAAAGCCGUCGUGAUGAAGUUCCACUCCAUCUGCGGACACAAGGUGGAGGUGAAGAAAGCGCUCACUAAGCAGGAGAUGCAGUCCACCGGUGGCGGUCGCGGCGGCAGAGGAGGCCGAGGAAUGGGCCGGGGAAGCGGCUUUGGUGGCGGCGGAAGAGGGGGUUACUAUAACGACUACGGCUACCAGAACAACGGCUUCGGCAACAAUUCCGGCUACGACAGUCAAAACGGCUACGGAGGCGGUUAUAGUGACCAGAUGGGCGGUGGAUACGGCAACGGGAAUGGCUACAGUGAUUUCGGCGAGGGUUAUGGACAGCAGGCUUCGGGCUACGGCGCUAUGAAAACGGGCUACGGGAAUUAUUCUUCCGGUAGGCAGAGCAGUGGGCCGUACCCACGUGGGGGAGGAGGCGGCGGUAGUGGCGGCUACGGAAGAGGAGGAUAUGGAGGCUAUUAGAAGCACUAAUGUGACUCUAAGCUGCGUUUUUACUUUUAUUUUUUUAAGCAAACUAUUUGGACUCUGGACUUUCAAAAUAUUCGGUAUUGGUUUAAAUAAGAGCAUCGUUCUGUGCCAUUACCAGUACCAGCAGACACGCGUUGCGUUUCUUUUCUUUGUUUCGGUUUUAGGUGGUCAUGUGUUACCCAAGUCAAGCCUGUAAAACACCAGUGUAGGCUUUUGUGUGAUCUGUUUCUAGGUUUAUUGCCUGUCCAUUGUUUGGAGACGAAACUCAGGGGUAAUAAUGAAAUUUAAGCAGCUCGUUUUCAUCGUGACCUCCUAAUAUUCUUUGUUUUUUGAGUGUAAUAUAAUUUUUGUUUUAAUGCUGUCACACCGUUCCUAUUGUACAACUGUUUUAAAGUUUUUCAUUUGAUCUGAAAGUUGCCAUACGCCUUUUGACCAUUAAAAACCAAUCUUUUUCAUAAA